Molecule: messenger RNA, 1293 nt
Organism: Soboliphyme baturini
Lineage: Eukaryota; Metazoa; Nematoda; Enoplea; Dioctophymatida; Soboliphymatidae
Source: the annotation of a GenBank genome assembly
AUGUGGUCUAAAGUGCUGACCUGGAUGCUGUUCAAAGGAGCAGAAAGACCGUUGAAGCCAGAAAGACACAGCGAAAAGCAUCCUACAAAAUCAGCCACCGUCGGAAGCAGCUUGUCCUACCAAGCGCUUGUCAAUGUCGUACGUGCCGUGAACAUUCCAACAAGACAGGAGAGCGAAGAGAUGAUUAGCGGUCAGAACUGCAUCGACGACUUCAUUCAGUUUAGCAUCUACGAUCAAAUGAUUCGAAACGGAGACAGCAUCCAAGGAACGUUCCAAGUCUGUGUUCCGCCGUUGAUCUAUGGCUACUCGCUGUCAGCUAAGUUCGACGACGCCGCAUCUGCUUUGCCUCAUCUCCAAGUGUUCAUCGCCAUUGACCCCGUGCCAGCUGUACCUAAGCCGUUUCUUGAACAGUUCGACAGCUUCGAGAAGGUCGACCUUUUGCAAUACGCGGACAAAUGGUUGACCAAGCUGGUGCGGUCAUUUCCGGACAGAGUGUUUGCGCCCCUGGUUUUGGACGUCGACGGCAGGCGCGUUUUUUCAGCUCGCUUUCUGCGGCCAAUCAGACCGCCCAACGAAGUGAUGGCUUUACAAAGCAACAAAACAGCUGCAGCAGUAAAUCGCGUGUUAUGCCUCAGUCUGACUUUCAUCUGUGAGCAAAUUUUCCAGGAACUCGCAUGCCACAUUGUCUCCCUGAUUCCAGUGAUCGGUUUCUGCAAUUUUGAAACAGCGGUGUAUUACAUAUGGAAUACCAGUGAUGAGUUUUUACGAAUUCUGCACGGAAAUCUGGAGGACCACGCCAUAUUGCUGUGGUGCUGGUUGAAAGCUUUAGACAUUACCUGCUACCUGCUUCUCGGCACGGGUCCCAUCAACGGACCACACACCGUUUACGUCCUUGCCUUUUUGCCGACGCCGAUGCUCUUCAACGCGAUCGAUGGCACAGUAAUCUUCGUUUCCAAAGCCUACCACCUUCAGUUUGACGUCGGAUGCGCAAUCACAAACGAAAACGUGUGGGCGAACGUUCAAGAUCAGUGCAACAUCUGCUGCAUUUCUUUGAAUUUUGAGUCGUCUUCCUUGUGGAGCCCGUUUUGGAGCGCGAAAUUUCCAAAACAGGGAACCUUUUCUGUUCAGCCGGAAAUACUGGACUACGUUUCGACUACUGUCGGCGCGGCAGUGAAGGUGGAGACACGACUGAGGAAAAUAUUGAUCGAUCGGUUCAUGUCGUGGAGACCUCGUAUCCUUACUCGGUUCAACCGUUACGCCGGGCAAAUUUUAAGAAAUGCGCUACUGAAGUGA